Messenger RNA from Striga asiatica, 567 nucleotides. The record is from the annotation of a GenBank genome assembly. NCBI's taxonomy places the organism in Eukaryota, Viridiplantae, Streptophyta, Magnoliopsida, Lamiales, Orobanchaceae.
AUGACCGCCGGCGCCGCCCCUCCUCCCCAAAUCCUCCUCGCCAUGUCCGACCUCGGCUUCCGCGUCACCCACACAUACGGCCUCUCCGAGACCUACGGCCCCUCCACCGUCUGCGCGUGGAAUCCCGAAUGGGAGUCCCUCCCCCCCUCCACCCGGGCCCGCCUCAACUCCCGCCAGGGCGUCCGCUACGUCUCCCUCGAAUGCCUCGACGUCGUGUCCACCACUCAGGACGCGACACCUGUCCCUCCCGACGGGAAAACCAUGGGCGAGGUCGUGUUCAGGGGCAAUGUCGUCAUGAAAGGGUACUUAAAAAAUCCGAAGGCCAACGAAGAGGCGUUUGCGGGCGGGUGGUUUCACUCGGGGGAUUUAGGGGUGAAGCAUGCGGACGGGUACAUCGAGAUUAAGGAUCGGUCGAAGGAUAUUAUUAUAUCGGGUGGGGGGAAUAUAAGUAGUGCGAAGGUGGAGAAUGUUUUGUACGGGGAUUUUGGAGGUGUCGGUUGUGGCGCGGCCGGACGAGCGGUGGGGGGAGUCGCCGUGUGCGUUUGUGACGUUGAAGCCCGGAAUUGA